AUGAACUAUGAAAAAAAUGCUAAUAUAGAGGAUAGUAAUGAUUUACGUUUAUAUAAAGAUUUUACUUUUGAUAUGUUAAGUGAUGAAUUUGUAAAAAAUAAAAAUAAAUUAAAUUUUUUAAAAAAUUUAAAUACUCAUGAAAAUAAUAAAUUAAAUGUAACUGAAGUACAUAAUAAAUCGUUAAAUUUUUUAAAUAAUAAAAAUAAUUUAAAUUAUGAGAAAAAUAUAUAUAAUAUGAACAACCAUACACUAAGAAAAGAAGCCUCUGAAAAUUUUAACAGUUUUUCAAACAAAAACUUAAAUAUAAAUGCAACUAAUUAUAAUAAAUUUGUUAAAAAUGAAAAUAAUAAAUCUUUUGAAAAAAUAGAAAACAGUAAUAAUAAUAAUAAUAAUAAUAAUAAUAAUAAUAAUAAUAAUAGCUUAAAUAAUUAUUCAAAUAACUAUUUUUCCUAUGAUGAAAACAUAGAAAAAACUGAUCAUAAUGUAGAAUCAAAUGAACAAAUUCCUUUAAAAACUAAUAAUUUGUAUUCUCAUAUUUCUAAUGCAUACAUAAAUUCAUCAACUACAUCGAAUUAUUGUUUAAAUGAAAGCUCUUUGAAAAUAAAUGCAGAUGAAAAUUUUAAAAGAGAAAGCAAAUUAAAUGAAGAUAAAAUAACAAAUAUAUCAAAUAAUUAUAACAUAUCUAUAAAUUUAUUAAAUAACGUUGAAUGCGUAAAUAAUUUACAUAAAAAUUCAAAUAUAAAUGAUAAAAUAAUACAAAAUAAAAAGGAAAUGGAAGAAAAAAAUGAAAACUCUUAUUCUAGUGAUUUUGAUAAAUUAAAAAAUAGUGAAGAAAAAAGAAAUGAUACAUAUAAUAACUCAACUAUUAAAGAAAGUGAAACAAAAGGAAAAGUCGAAAAUCAUUUAACUCCUAACACAUCUGAAUCAAGGUUAAAAAAUAACUUGAAUCCUUUUUUUGUACAAAAUUCUGAAUUUAGCCGCACAGAUAAAAAUUUAAUAAAAGAUUCUGAAGAAAGUUACUUAAUAAGUAAUAGUUUGUAUAAUAAUUGUAAAAAAACUAAUGUAAAUAAUUAUGUUAAUGAUAGUAUUACUAACAUAAAUAAAAAUAUUGAAAAAAAUAAGAACGAUAUAAAUAGAACUUUAAUGUAUGAUAACACAAAGAAUAACAAACAAGGCAUAGAUAAUAUUCAAAACGAUAACAAUAAUAAUAAUAGCAUAAAUGAAAUGAGGAAAAAAGAUUCCUUUGAAAUUAAAAAUGAUGAAAAAAAUAUAAAAAUUCAAAGUAUUUCUAAAAUAGGUACAAAUAAUUGUAGUAUAAUGAAAAAUUCAAUUAAUCAAAAAGAAGGUAGAAAUUAUUUAAAUGAUGAACUAAUUGAUAAUAAACAAAACAGUUCAAUUAAUAUUAUUUUUAACAAUACUCCUAGUGAAUGUAAAUACAUUAAUAAUAGCUCAUUAAAUGAUAUUUAUAUAAAUAAUUUGAAAAUAGGUAAAAUGGAUAAAGUAAAUACUUCAAAGAAUGAAGAAAAAAAUAUAAUUCAAAACGUAACAGACAGUAAUGAUAUUAAUGCAGAACAUAAUAACGAAUUAUCAAUUUAUAACAGAAAAUGCAAAGAAGUAAAUAAUUAUGAAGUAUCUAUAAGAAAUUGUAGAAACGCUGAUCAUGCAUCAGAUUGUAACAAAAAUAAUAUCGCAGUUGAUAAAAUUAAUUAUAAAAUGUAUAAUAACACGCAAAAUAAAUUAGUUAAUGAAUCAUCUUAUGUUACAAAUAAUGACAUAAAUAAUCAAAUUAAUAAUAACAAUAUUAAUCAUCAAAUGUAUUUUGGCAUGAAUACUCAAGUAUAUAAUAAUAUGAAUAACAAUGAAUUAUAUGAUAGUAAUAAUAAUCAUAAUAACGUUGACAUGAAUAGGAAUAUACAUAACAAAAAUAUAAAUAAUCAAAUAUACAAUAAUGAUAUAAAUAAUCAAAUAUAUAAUAAUGAUAUAAAUAAGCAAAUACAUAAUAAUGACAUAAAUAAUCAAAUACAUAACAAAAGUAUAAAUAAUCAAAUACAUAACAAAAAUAUAAAUAAUCAAAUAUAUAAUAAUGAUAUAAAUAAUCAAAUACAUAAUAAUGAUAUAAAUAAUCAAAUAUAUAAUAAUGACAUAAAUAAUCAAAUACAUAAUAAUGAUAUAAAUAAUCAAAUAUACAAUAAUGAUAUAAAUAAUCAAAUAUAUAAUAAUGACAUAAAUAAUCAAAUACAUAAUAAUGAUAUAAAUAAUCAAAUACAUAACAAAAGUAUAAAUAAUCAAAUACAUAACAAAAAUAUAAAUAAUCAAAUAUACAAUAAUGAUAUAAAUAAUCAAAUAUAUAAUAAUGAUAUAAAUAAUAAAUAUUAUAAUAAUGAUAUAAAUAAUAAAAUAUAUAAUAAUGAUAUAAAUAAUCAAAUGAAAUAUAAUGUGAAUAAUAAAGCAUAUAGUAAUAUAGAUAAUAAUGUAUAUAAUAAUAUGAAUAGUGAGGUAUAUAAUAAUUUAAAUAAUCAAGUAUACAAUAAUACAGAUAAUAUAGUAUAUACAAAUGUAGGUAAUAAAAUAUAUAACAGUGAUGAGAAUCAAACACAUAAUAUUAUAAGUAAUAAAAUAUAUAAUAAUAUGAAUAAUGAUAUGUAUAAUAAUGUAAAUAAUCAAGUAUAUAAAAAUAUAGACAAUGAAGUGUAUAACAAUGCAUAUAGUGGCACAUAUAAUAAUGCAAAUAAUAACAUAUAUAAUAAUGAAAAUAUUCAAGCAUAUAACAAUGUAGAUAAUAAUAUAUAUAAUAAUAUGGAUAAUACAGAAUACAACAAUACGAAUAACACAUUGGCAUGUUAUAAUUAUAAUCAAAAUAAAAUUAAUGAAUCAAAUACUUAUUUUAAUAACAAUAUAAAUAAUGAAUUAAUUAGUACACAAAAUAACAAUAUGCAUAGAGAAAAUGCUGCUAAUAAUAGAGAAUUUAACUCAGAUUCCAAGCAUGAGAAAGAUUUAAUUAAGGAAGAAAAAGAAAUGAAUAAAAAAAAAAAUGAAACAUAUGAAGAUGAAAAAGACUUAUCAUUUGAAAAAGAAAGUUCGAGUGAUGAAAAUUCAAGUGAUUAUGAGAAUUCAAUAACAGACAAAGGCGAUGUGUACACUUUAAUUAAGAAAACUUUUAAUCGUAUAGAUAUGAAUAAAAUUCCAAGACCUAUAAUUAAUUGUUAUGAGAAAAACAGCAGAAGAAACUUAAAAGUUUUUGAAACAUGCAAGUAUAUAUCUCCGCCUUCUUUUUUUCAGCCAUAUAUAUCUAUUGACACUGGUAAAGCAGAUCCUCGCUUUAUUAAAAGUACAUUAUAUCAAAUCCCAUUAUUUUCAGAAACAUUAAAAUUGUCUAAAAUACCAUUUGGUAUUAUAGUAAAUCCUUUUGCUUGUUUAAAUGAAGGAGAAGAAGUAGAUAAAAUUGAUAUGAAAGAUGUCAUAAAUGAUAAAGAAGAAAAUAUAGAAAUAUUAAGAUGUCCAAAAUGCUUCAGUUAUCUGCAUGCAACCAUAUUAGAAGAUUUAUCAAAAUCAAAAAAUUGUGUUUUUUGCGAAACUUCAUUUUUUAUUAAUGAAAAUAUUUUAUUCGAUAUAUAUCAGUAUAAUGAAAAAAUAAAUCAAAGAGAAAAUGAAAAAUAUGGAACUAUUUCUCCUUUAUUAAAAGGAAGCGUAGAUAUUUUAUUACCUCCCAUAUAUUUUAAUAAUUACAAUAAUAUAAAAUUAUCCUAUACUUAUUUGAACAAAAACAUUAAUCAAACAGCUACCAUGAUAACAAAUAAAAUAAAAUCAUUUACGAAACAAUUAUCAAAUUCUUUAGUUACUUAUGAUGUAAAAGGAUCUAAUAUGCAAAAUAUGAACGAUUUAUUUAAUGAGACAUCAGAAACUAAUAAGAAAAUAUCUAAUAAUUUUUGUAAUGAUCAUUCUCAAAGUAAUGCAGAAAUAAUAAAUAAUGUAAAUUUUAAUUUUAAUGAAAUAAAGAAUAUGAUAAAUGAAAAAAAAGGAGAAUCUGAAGAAUAUAAAUUAAAAAGAGAUAGUUUUUUAUCAAAGUAUCCUCAUAUUAAGAAAUGUUUACCUCCUUAUUUUGUAUUCGUUGUAGAAUGCUCUUAUAAUGCAGUAUAUAGUAAUAUAACUCAUACCAUAUUGGAAGGAAUUAGAUAUGCAAUACAAAAUGUUAAAUGUGAUAAAACAAAAAUUGCUAUUAUUACAUUUAACAGUUCAAUACAUUUUUAUAAUUGUAGGAAAAAUAAUAAUAACAAUCAGGUAAUUGUAAUGAGUGAUAUAGAAAAUCCUUUUAUUCCUUUACCACUAAGUGAUUUAUUUUUUGGGUGUGUAGAAGAAUUAGACAAAAUUAAUAAUUUGAUAGAUGCCAUUAAAUCAAUUACAAGUACCAUGCAAUCAUAUAAUUCAUGUGGAAAUAGUGCUCUAAAAGUUGCUAUUGAUAUUUUAAAGGAGAGAAAUGGGGCUGGAAACAUUUGUAUGUUUUAUACUUCUACCCCAAAUUGUGGGAUUGGAGCAAUAACAAAGUCAAAAAGGGAUUUACAAGAAAAUUUCUCGGAAGUAAAACAAAAAAUAUUUUAUGAUUCCUUAUUACUAGAUUUAUAUUCUUAUAAUAUUAGUGCAGAUACAUUUAUUAUUUCAUCAAAUAAUAUUCAUAUUUGUGUACCCUCCUUACAGUAUAUUGCUCAAAAUACAGGAGGAAAAAUAUUAUUCAUUGAAAAUUUUAUAUGGCAAAAAGACUAUAAAGAAUUAUAUAUGAAUAUAAGAGAUACUUUAACAUCAGAAGAUAUAGCUUAUUUUUGUGAAUUAAAAUUACGGUAUUCCCAAUAUGUAACAGUAAAGAAUUUAUUUUGUUGCAAUAAUAAUUUUAAUUCAAUAAUUAGUGUUGAUACCAUUAAAAUACCUAAAAUAAGAUAUGAUCAUACUUUUGCCUUUUUACUUAAUUAUUCUGACAUUUUAGAAACAAAAAAACAUUUGUAUAUUCAAUGUGCAUGUAUUUAUACUAAUUUAAAUGGAGAUCGUUUUGUUCGUUUGCAUACAACUCAUAUGAAUUUGACCACUUCUUUAAGCACUGUUUUUCGAUAUACUGAUGCAGAAGCAUUAAUGAAUUUAUUAAUUAAACAAUUAUGCACAAAUAUUUUACAUAAUGAUAAUUAUUCAAAGAUAAUAAUAGAUAAUUUAGCUGACAUAUUGUUUUCUUAUAGAGUAAAUUGCGCUUCUUCUGCUCAUUCAGGUCAAUUAAUUUUACCUGAUACCUUAAAAUUAUUACCUCUAUUUACAUCUUCUUUAUUGAAACAUAAUGCUGUGAAAAAAGAAGUCUCUAAUGAUUUAAAAGUUUAUAGUUUAAUAAAAUUAAUAUCAUCACCGAUUAUAUCAUCUCUUUUGUAUGUGUAUCCUAUUACUUAUUUAAUUCAUAUAAAAGGGAAGAUAAAUGAAAUUGAUUCAAUGGAUAUAGACGAUGAAUUAUUUCUCCCUAGAACAAUACCAACAAGUGCAGAAAAAAUAUAUUCAAAUGGCAUAUAUUUAAUGGAUGCUUGUACUCAUUUUUAUCUUUAUUUUGGUUAUCAUUCUGAUGUGGAUUUUACAACUGAAGUUAUAGGAGAAAUACCAACAGAACAAAAUUAUUAUGAAUUAAGUUUGACAGAUAGUAUUAAUGCUAAGAAAAUUCAACGCAUUAUUCUUAACAUAACUAGAAUUUAUCAUUUUAAUAAAUAUAUUCCAUUAAUGAUAAUUGCACCAAAAUCUAAUCAAGAAUCACAUUUAAUGUCCUUGUGUGUUGAAGAUAAAGUUGAUAAAGAGUAUAGUUAUGUUAAUUUCUUAUGUUUUAUUCAUAAAUUAGUACAUAAGAAAAUUGAUGAGUCAUGA
Plasmodium gallinaceum is the source of this 5880-nucleotide messenger RNA. It is a transcript of the gene SEC24B, whose product is annotated as protein transport protein Sec24B, putative. The transcript is spliced from 5 exons. Bases 1 to 5880 code for a protein of 1959 amino acids. Gene Ontology annotation, biological process: endoplasmic reticulum to Golgi vesicle-mediated transport; COPII-coated vesicle cargo loading; intracellular protein transport. NCBI's taxonomy places the organism in Eukaryota, Apicomplexa, Aconoidasida, Haemosporida, Plasmodiidae. Gene Ontology annotation, molecular function: SNARE binding; zinc ion binding. Gene Ontology annotation, cellular component: COPII vesicle coat; endoplasmic reticulum exit site. The record is from RefSeq and is a predicted model, not a curated record.